GGAAAUGGGCUCCCAGGCUCUGUCUACUGCCCAGACCCUCCUCCAGCAUGUGCAUGAUGCCUGCCAGAGCCUGGUGCCCAGCAUCCAGGGGCUGCCAACCAGUGUGCAGGAGCAGGUCCAGCAGGGCUGCCGGCACCUGGGGGAGCUCCAGGCUGCCUUCUCCAGCGCCCUGUCCUUCCAGGAGCUGUCUGAGGGGCUGCUGAGCCAGAGCCGAGAGAAAGUGGCCAAGGCCCGGGAGUGCCUGGAUGAUCUGCUGGAGUAUGUGGCUAGGAACAUCCCUCUUACCUGGGUUGUGGGGCCCUUUGCUCCUGCUGCAGCCCCUGCAGAGCAGGUGGAGGAGCCUAUUGCAGAGGGGAAAGUGGAGGAACCUGCAUGGGAAGGCAAGGUGGAGCUCUGAAGUGGUGAACCCUCCCCACUAUGGGCAAUUCCUAUGGAAGGAGAACCCAGUUUUUGUUGAGGGAUUUCUUUUGUCUUCAUUCAGACAGUGAAGGUGGGGUGGGCCUCUGUCUGUCUGAUUGUGCAGAUCCUUACCCCAAUAACCUGCUAGCUUGCCUGGGUUCCCCAGAACAGGCUUUCUUUCCCUUCCCCUCAACUUGGUUGGCCUGUUGGUGUGUUACUAAUUCAAAGCUUCUCCAGUCCUAAAGAACAUGCCUUCUGGUGUGACUGCUGUUGGCUUUGUGUUGAUCUAAUCUGGUGUUUGCAGCCUGUUUUCCAGUGUGUGCCACCCAGGUUGCAGGGAAAAGAGGUAUGCUUGUAUUGGCUCUUGUACUUGGCAGAAUUGCUGCAGCCACUUGAAUAAACACUGCAUUGAAAAAACA
Alligator sinensis (Chinese alligator) is the source of this 818-nucleotide messenger RNA. Its product is annotated as perilipin-3-like. The transcript has a single exon. Gene Ontology annotation, cellular component: cytosol; lipid droplet. Gene Ontology annotation, biological process: positive regulation of triglyceride storage; lipid storage. The record is from RefSeq and is a predicted model, not a curated record. The coding region runs from base 5 to 397 and encodes 130 amino acids. NCBI's taxonomy places the organism in Eukaryota, Metazoa, Chordata, Crocodylia, Alligatoridae.